Molecule: messenger RNA, 870 nt
Organism: Bursaphelenchus xylophilus (pine wood nematode)
Lineage: Eukaryota; Metazoa; Nematoda; Chromadorea; Rhabditida; Aphelenchoididae
Source: the annotation of a GenBank genome assembly
AUGGAUUACCUAAUGACAAUUCUUUUCAUCGCCUGGCUAAAUUUUGUUAUCUUGGCUGUGGUUAUUUGUGCUAAAACAAAGGUGGAUUUUAUGUGUAAAACUUUCGCUUCGUCAAACCCGCUUUCGUAAAACUUUUUUUUUGUUUACAGUAUCCGGAACAAGUAGCCCCCUCUACAAGGAAAUCUCGACCAACCGUGGCCGAGAAUCCUCCACUUGCAGGGCGACAAAAGCCGGAAGAGAAAGUGAUCGUUGAGUCUUCAUCAUCAGAGAAUAAGAAUGAUUACAAGAAGCCGGAGGCGGAGAAGAAGGUUCACGGCCAGCCCCAGUCUGAUCCGGCUCCGCUCACCUUGAAUGGAUUAAUGCCCCCAGGCGAAUGUCCAAAGUUUGAUGGUCAAAAGGAAAAGGAAAACAGAAGUGAUCCCGAGACAGACUUCAGAAGUCUGGAAGACCGACUGCAGAAGGAACAAGGAAAGAAGGCCGGCUCAUUAAACAAGAAGAUGGGUUCUGCCAAGAGAGCCCCAACUUCGCUGGAUGGCACUGUGCAGACGCAAUAUGGAUCAACAAAGCGACAGCCAGCUUUGAAAACAGCGGAUCUUAAGGAAAGUGGGCGGUUUGAUAGUAAGAGAAACGCCAGCAUGGAGGUGAGUCUGCUGGUCAGAUCCUGAUUUACAACACCAAGAAUGUAUCUAUUUAAUAUUCGUUUCAGGUGGCGGAUCAAACCCAGGCAACCAAUUAUCAUCGUCCCGAUUCAAACCAGGCAUCUUCCGAUUACAUUGCGGUAUGUGAUGUUGUUGUAAACUUGACGUAAUGUUUUAGCCCGUUCAAAACAUUUCAACUCCCACUCCACCCAGCCGAUAUUCUGAUACCUGA